UAUGUUACUGCCAUGGCUAGGGGUUUCCAUGCUCUUGGAAAAAUGGAACAUUAUACAUUCAUUUUAAAUACGUAGUUAUUUAAUGUUACAGCUCCGCGUGAGUUUCAUAAAAUCAGUCACCCAAUCGAAAACCAAUUAUAACGCGCGUAUUCUAUCCUUUUAAAUAUUCAUUCAACUUCCUGUAUCCUCUACUAGCUGGUUAACUUGCCGUACGCUUCGUGAGAAUGCGUUUGUUACUUAUUUCGAUUUUAAUAUUGUGGGCUUGCUCUCUGUAUUGCGCUUCUGGCGAUAACAGCGGAGUUAAAAAGAUGAAGAUGCAGUUUGCCACGGGUCCACUUCUAAAGUUCCAGAUUUGUAUAUCCUGAGGAUACAAGCGGGUGUUUGAGGAGUACACGCAGGCCCUGUACCAGCGAUUCCCAGACAUCCGCAUAGAGGGGGAGAACUAUCUUCCUUUGCCUGUGUACAGGUACAUUGCAUUCUUUUUCUCUGUUUUCAAAAUACUGCUGAUUGGUGUGAUCAUUGUGGGCAAGGACCCUUUUGCCCUCUUUGGCAUGCAGGCUCCAGGUGUUUGGGCUUGGAGUCAAGAGAACAAGAUAUAUGCCUGCAUGAUGGUGUUCUUCUUCAGUAACAUGAUUGAAAACCAGUGCAUGUCUACGGGUGCUUUUGAGAUCUCCCUGAAUGAUGUUCCAGUCUGGUCCAAGCUGGAGUCAGGCCACCUGCCCUCAAUGCAGCAGCUGGUGCAGAUCCUGGAGAAUGAGAUAAAAAUGAAUGUGCCCAUGGACAGAACUCUGCGCCAUCACUCCUAACCCUGCCUCUGCCCCACCGUCUGGAGCCUAGGGCCUCUCCAUUCUUGAGGUGGAUCUCUCCUACGGUUGUGAGGAGACGUUUAUGAAGGUUUGUGCUGAAAGUAGAAGAUCUACUAGUGUAGACCAGAUGUCCUGCUUACUCCUCGCCACACCACCUGGGGAUGCCCCACCCACAGAUGAGAGCUUGGGGUCCAUGGCAACAGCUGUGGACGUUUGCUACUACUGAAGCCCAAAUGCUGUGGAAUAAUGGUUCAUUUAAGGUUUUACAGCUCCUUUGUUUUAUCAAGAGAGAAUAUGCGAUAAUGGGCUGAGAGUGUUUAGGAAAGUUUUUUUUUUUUUCUAAUUACUGCUGAAUUGUCAUUGCAUUGUUUAUUAAUAGAUCCAGUACCUUUCUUAACUUAAGCUGACCAAAUCAUGGUUAUUUAACAUUAGACAAUGUGUUGGUUACUUUAUUGAGCUCCCUAACAAUUACAUUUCUUUCUAUAUCUGAACAUGUUAACUGAAAUAAUAAAUAAAGUAAUUCUAUCAAUGAUGUAUCUGA
Messenger RNA from Electrophorus electricus (electric eel), 1347 nucleotides. RefSeq names its product selenoprotein T, 1a (gene selenot1a). NCBI's taxonomy places the organism in Eukaryota, Metazoa, Chordata, Actinopteri, Gymnotiformes, Gymnotidae. Gene Ontology annotation, molecular function: thioredoxin-disulfide reductase (NADPH) activity. The record is from RefSeq and is a predicted model, not a curated record. Gene Ontology annotation, biological process: cell redox homeostasis. Gene Ontology annotation, cellular component: endoplasmic reticulum membrane.